Molecule: messenger RNA, 1946 nt
Organism: Neomonachus schauinslandi (Hawaiian monk seal)
Lineage: Eukaryota; Metazoa; Chordata; Mammalia; Carnivora; Phocidae
Gene: NMI
Product: N-myc and STAT interactor
Exons: 8
Coding region: 51-995 (314 amino acids)
Cellular component (GO): cytoplasm
Source: RefSeq, a predicted model, not a curated record
CGGGCGCGCUGGGCUCGCCGCGCUGCCUUCCACCGGCGAGGCGGGUAAUCAUGGCAGCUGAUGAAGAUAACAAAAAAGUUCUUAAGGAGCCUUGGUCAGAUGAAGGAUUUAUGAAAGAUGAACAAAGAGAGAGAUUAAUUGAUGAAAUUGCAAAGGAAAAUAUUCAGUUAAAGGAGGAGAUCCAAAGGCUUGAAGCUGAGUUACAAGAGGCCACCAUAAACUCCCAGAUUAAAGAGAAUAUUCCUGAAACAAAGGUGAAAUUCACAUCUUUAGAGAAUCCUGAGAAUGACAGCCAGUUUUUAAAUAUCUCCUGUUCAUUUCAAGUGAGCUCGCAAGUUCCUUAUGAGCUACAGAAAGGACAAGCUCUUAUCACCUUUGAAAAAGAAGAAGUUGCCCAAAACAUCAUCAGGAUGGGGAAGCAUUAUGUGAAGAUAAAGGAUGUAGAUGUGGAGGUUUUGGCCAAGCCAGUUCCAUUAAAUUCAGGAGUCAGAUUCCAGGUUCAUGAAGAAUACUCUACAGUGAAGAUCAAUGUUACUGACAUUCCUGAUGGAUUGCCUGAAGAUCAGAUGAGGGACAAGCUAGAACUGAGCUUUUCUAAGUCCAUAAACGGAGGCGGGGAAGUGCGAUGCGUGCAGUAUGAUAAGCAGUCCCGGAGUGCCGUGAUCACAUUUGUGGAAACUGGAGUUGCUGACAAGAUUUUGAAAAAGAAAGACUAUCCGCUUUAUAUAAAUCAAAACUGCUAUAGAGUUACUGUUUCUCCAUACACAGAAACACACUUGAAAAAUUUUCAGGUAUUUUCGGGAAUAUCGGAGAGGACGGUGCUUCUGACUGGAAUGGAAGAUCUUCAGAUGAUGGAUGAAGAACUUUUACAGGAUUUAGUUAACAUUCACUUUCAACGGAAGGCGAACGGAGGUGGAGAGGUGGAAGUGGUCAAAUGUUCUCUAGGUCAACCUUACAUGACGUACUUUGAAGAAGAGAGGAAUGGAAUGGUCUGAAUAUUAGAGCCUCUGAGCCCAAAUCACUGUCAGUUUGACAAAAAUGAAUAUCCUUUUUCCUUUAAAGAAUGAAGACUUUAAUUCUUUAGUGGCCAUUUAUUCUUAUAUACAAAAUAUAUUUCCUUGUUUUUGAAUUGUUCUUUGUUUCAAACUCUGCUGCAUGCUUAUAAAUGCAGUAAGUGCACUGCAUUAAAAACAGUUUUAUUUGUUCAUAAAUUAUGUGGCUUGGUGCCAUGUCCAUUGAAAUCAACCAUAAGUGAUGCAAUUGUCCCCCUGCUGUGUUGGCUCCUUUGGUUAUGAGCAUGUGGGCCAAUUCUCUUUUGGCCCCAAGUCCACCAAUAUGCAGACUUGACUCCUCACAUUUCCCAAAAGAAAUGUUACAUUCAGCUGUUUGUGAUUUCUGUAGACUUUGACUUUCAAGGGACUUCAAGAGCAAUCAUUUCCCACUUUCCCAUUAUAGCAUUUUCCUCCACAGCCCCAUAGGUAUUUUUCAGAGCUGAGUGUGGUCUUUUUACUUAAAAUUUUCUUCACCCAGAGUGCCAAGUGUCCCGAUUCUUUCCAAAACAUCUUCUCCAAAUAGAACUUGUAAAGACCAUAAUUUUCUUUCUUUUACACUUAAGAUGGAAAGAAUGUUUAACAGAAUGACAUCCUUGGAAUAAAGGGAGAAGUAAAUGCAAAGCUAGUGGCUCAUCACUCGUCAGGCUAGAUGCUGAGGAACCCCUGAGGCUGAAAGCGGAGGAGCUACCCUGUAGGGGCUUACGUUUUAGUUUGAGAGACGCCCAGUCCAUUAGCAUCCCACUGGUUUUAAGUUGUAGAAACUAAACAGUGAGAGGUGAGGUUCCUGUUCAGAGGAGGUAAAAUUCUCUUUGGUAAAGAACGUUGGAACAGGGGCGCCUGGGAGGCUCAGUCGUUAGCGUCUGCCUUCAGCUCAGGUCAUGAUCCCAGGGUCCU